CAGUCGGCUCGCUGCGCAGGAGGAGCCCGACACCAACUGAAAACACCGACCCAAAGAAAGCCAUGAAGCCGCUCCAAUCAACUCAUCUGGAUUUCCUAUAGCACCGGCUUCGUCUGUCGAAAUUUGCACGGGGAGGUUUUGCCAUUUCGGAAUAAAAAAAAAAAAAAGGGUGUUGGAUACGCGGACUACAUUCACGCUUUCCCCAAAACGCACCAAGAGGCAUCGGUAAAGAGGGAGGGAGCCAGACCAGAGCCCGGGAUGCUUCUGGAGUGACUGACUGUGCACUGGCAACCUCAGCUCUAAUGUAAUGGAAACCCAGCGCUGUCGCCACGGUACCAUCUGAAAUGCAUCAGCGGAAAUCUCUACCCAUCUCCCCAUGGGUAAUCGCAUUGGGCGCUGGCUACUGUCUGCGCUAGCUAGUCCGGUGCCCUGCUAUGCCCCCCGCAAUGCCAAACCUGCCCUCCGCUGCCAACAAGGAGCGCUCAGUUCUGAAAGUGCUGUGGAAAAAGUUGGUCUGGCUUGAUUUUUUUUGAAUUGUAACCAAGUUAUCCAGCAGUGUGCAGCACGGAUUCUGUUUUGCCGCUCACAAGAACUUAACAUAAACACAAGGACGCCCCGUUGUCAUCCCUACGCGGCAUAAUGGAUGUUCGCUUUUAUUACCAACCUCUACCGGAAUUGAAAAUGUGAAAAGGGCAAAAUGAACACAGCCCUAUGAAGAAGAGGACUAUCGCUGCAGUAUAUCAAAAAUGGCUCAGACCAGUUUGCUGCAGGGGAAGCGCUUUUACUGCCGGGAGUGGGUCUUCCAUAAGAUCCAGCACUGUCUCCAGGAAAAGAGCAACAACUUGAGCGGAUUGACUCCCAAUAAGCAACCCCAGCCUCCAGCUCCCAGCGGGGGGCCAUCCAAUACGCCUGGUGCCCUAACUCCAGCUUCUGCUAACCCAAACAAGACCACUGGUUCAUGGGGAGUGUUAUUAGUAGGUGGGCCAGGUAGCGGAAAAACAGCAUUGUGCACGGAGCUGCUUUGGCCAACUUCCAGCCAAGGUACUCACCGGGGGCUGAACCAGCAGGGAUUGGCGUUCCACUUUUGCCGGGCGGACGAUUCGGAUACCCUGUGCGUGGGGGGGUUCGUGAGGGGGCUGGUGGCUCAGAUUUGCGGCAGCGGGUUGCUUCCAGGUUACGAGGAGAAGGUGCGUGAUCCGGCUGUGCAGAGCGUGCUGCAGCCAGGGGAGUGUGAGAGGAACCCCACUGAGGCGUUUAAGAGAUGUGUCCUGGUGCCCCUGCUCAGCGUGAAGCCUCCUCCACAGGCCCUCUUCCUGCUGGUGGACUCCAUAGACGAGGGCUGUCAGCUGGGGGACGGGGAGCAGAGGACCGCCCCCGCUUCACCCAGGACCAUUGCCGAGCUGCUGGCCGCUCACCAUGAGUUCCUGCCCCCGUGGCUCCUGCUCAUCUGCUCGGCACGCAGGCAGAACAAGGCCAUCACCAAGUUAUUCACAGGUUUCCGGAAAAUCAGCCUGGACGAUCUGCGCAAGGCCUACAUCGUCAAAGAUGUGCAGCAGUACAUCCUCCACCGGCUGGACCAGGAGGAGGCUCUGAGGCAACAUCUCACCAAGGAGACCGCAGAGAUGCUCAACCAACUCCACAUCAAGAGCAGCGGUUGUUUCCUCUACUUGGAACGCGUCCUGGAUGGAGUGGUGGAGAACUUUAUCAUGCUUCGCGAGAUCCGUGACAUCCCUGGCACACUCAACGGCCUCUACUUGUGGCUCUGUCAGAGACUAUUUGUCAGAAAACAGUUUGCCAAAGUUCAGCCUAUUCUCAAUGUAAUCUUGGCAACGUGCCGCCCACUCACUGUCAAAGAACUGUACCAUGCAGUCUGGACCAAAAACAUGACACUAACCAUGGAGGAUUUUCAGAAAAAGAUGGACAUUUUAUCCAAACUGUUGGUGGAAGGAUUGGGGAAUACAAAAAUACUUUUCCACUACAGUUUCGCAGAGUGGUUGCUCGAUGUUAAGCACUGCACUCAGAAGUACUUGUGCAACGCUGCAGAGGGGCAUCGGAUGUUAGCCAUGAGUUACACUUGUAGGGCCAAACAGCUCAAACCACUCGAAGUUCAGGAGUUCGCGUUGCACCUCGUCAACUCAAACCUGCAAAUUGAACCUUUUAAUCUGGCUCUGUGGAUGGUUUGGAAUGGUACCCCGGCUAAAGAUGCCCUGUCUAUCUCAAUACCAAAAGAACAGGAAGUACUGCAGCUUUUAGUCAAAGCCGGAGCUCAUGUUAACAACGAAGAUGACCACGCCUCCUGCAUUGUACAGCAGGCCCUAGAGAGAGAGGACUCUAUAAGGACUUUACUUGAUAAUGGCGCCUCAGUAAAUCAAUAUGACUCUAGUGGCAGAACUCUCUUGGCUAACGCUGCAUACAGUGGAAACUUAGAUGUAGUUAACUUGCUCAUUUCCAGAGGAGCAAACAUGGAGUUAGAAGACAACCACGGACAAACAGCACUUACGCUCGCUGCAAGGCAAGGCCACACUAAAGUCGUCAAUUGCCUCAUAGGUUGUGAGGCCAAUAUCAACCACACAGAUCAUGAUGGAUGGACAGCGCUCCGGUCUGCAGCUUGGGGUGGGCAUUCGGAAGUUGUAUCGGCUCUCCUGUACGCGGGCGCCAAAGUGAACUGUGCCGAUGCAGACGGGAGAACAGCUUUGAGGGCAGCUGCGUGGGGCGGUCAUGAAGACAUCGUGUUGAACCUCCUCCAGCACGGCGCGGAGGUCAACAAGGCGGACAAUGAAGGAAGAACGGCUCUGAUUGCAGCUGCGUACAUGGGGCACAGAGAGAUCGUGGAGCACCUCCUCGACCAUGGCGCUGAAGUGAACCAUGAAGACGUGGAUGGGAGGACGGCGCUCUCAGUGGCGGCCCUCUGCAUCCCCGCGAGUAAGGGCCAUGCUUCAGUAGUAAGCCUCCUGAUCGAAAGGGGGGCGGAGGUUGACCACUGUGACAAAGACUGCAUGACCCCUCUACUUGUGGCUGGCUAUGAAGGACAUGUGGAUGUAGUGGAUUUGCUCUUAGAAGGUGGUGCUGACGUGGAUCACACAGACAACAAUGGCCGCACCCCUCUGCUGGCUGCUGCGUCUAUGGGCCAUGCGUCUGUCGUCAACACAUUACUGUUUUGGGGCGCAGCUGUCGACAGUAUUGACAGUGAGGGAAGGACUGUCCUGAGUAUUGCCUCCGCUCAGGGAAAUGUGGAAGUGGUGCGGACUCUGCUGGACAGAGGUCUGGAUGAGAAUCACAGGGAUGAUGCAGGCUGGACGCCACUGCACAUGGCUGCUUUCGAAGGCCACAGACAGGUGUGUGAUGCCCUCAUUGAGCAAGGCGCUCGCUGCACAGAAGUUGAUAAUGACGGUCGAAUACCGUUAAUAUUAUCUGCACAAGAAGGACAUUAUGAUUGUGUUCAAAUUCUUCUGGAAAACAAAUCCCCUGUGGACCAGAGAGGAUAUGAUGGGAGGAACGCUCUGAGGGUGGCAGCUCUGGAGAGCCACAGGGACAUAGUGGAGCUGCUGCUGAGCCAUGGGGCUGAUAUAGACUAUAAAGAUGCAGAUGGACGUCCCACUCUCUACAUUCUGGCACUUGAAAAUCAGCUGGCCAUGACGGAGUAUUUUCUUGAAAAUGGUGCCAAUGUUGAAUCUUGUGACACAGAGGGUAGAACUGCUCUCCACGUGUCCUGCUGGCAAGGGCAUCUUGAAAUGGUGCGACUGCUUAUUAAUUACCAUGCUGAUGUAAAUGCGUGUGACAAUGAGAAAAGAUCUGCCCUCCAGUCUGCUGCGUGGCAAGGCCAUACCAAAGUGGUGCAGUAUCUGAUAGAAAAUGGCACCCGGGUAGACCACACAUGUAACCAGGGAGCUACAGCGCUGGGCAUAGCUGCCCAGGAGGGUCAUAUUGAUGUUGUUCAAAUCCUUCUUGAGAAUGGUGCUGACCCAAACCAUGCUGACCAGUUUGGGCGCACAGCAAUGAGAGUUGCAGCUAAAGGAGGUCAUGCAAUGAUUAUUAAGCUGCUAGAAAAAUAUGGAGCCUCUACAUUGAACGGGUGCAACCCCUCUCCUGUGCAUACCAUGGAAGAAAAAACAUCUUCUGUAACUGGUAAAAUGCAGUCCCUCACCAUCAAAUCCAGCAGUUCAGGCAGCACAGGAGCUGGUGACAUGCAGUCAUCCGGCCGAUGUCUCACCAAUGGACCUGUCCAUGCAUUUAGCUCUCCCUCUGAGUCUCCAGACUCUACUGUCGACAGGCAGAAAUCCUCCCUCUCUAAUAACUCCCUAAAGAGCUCCAAGAACUCCUCCCUGAGAACCACAUCCUCCACAGCCACUGCUCAGACUGUGCCCAUUGACAGUUUUCAUGGAAUGACUUUCACAGAACAGAUCCAGCAGCACUCACUGCCUCGCAGUCGCAGUAGACAGUCUAUUGUAUCCCCUUCUUCUACAACAAAGUCCAUUGGCCAGCAGCCAUCCUCGCCAGCCAGUGACUUUGACUGGUCACAGUUAAAACCAGGUCUUAAUAAGGCCUCAAAGGCAAAUAAAAUUUCAUCUUCAAAUGGUAAAACAUCUCUGGGAGAUAAAAAGAAAAACAAGAAUAAUGGGUCAAACCAAGUUCUGGAGUAUGAGAUGACUCAGUUUGAUAAGCGAAUAGCUCUAAAUAAAACAGUUGCAAACAUUGCAGUGAAGGAUCCUCAUUGUAAAAUCAUGAUUGGCAGUCCCAUCCAGCCCAACCAAGAUCAGUACUUCAUCCAGCAGCAGAGCCUGGCAGAAAAGAAGAGAAAUGGCAUCAUGACCAACCCGAACUAUCACUUACAGGGUAAUCAGGUUUUCCUGGGGAGGGUGUCCGUUCCCCGGAAUGCUCAGAACAGAGGUCACCAGGAUGUGCUGGACAAUUAUCCCAUUGGAGAGACAGAGCUGAACCUCAAACAGGCUCUUAAACUGCAGAUAGAAGGAUCUGACCCGGGCUUCAACUACAAAAAGGAAACACCUUUAUAGCUGUUUCAGAUGUCAUGGAUGCAUUCAUCGUGCAGACAUCAGAGGGAAUGUGCCAAAGCAACUGUUUUUCAUUUGCAUAAAAUCCUGCAUUUGUGCUCAUCAGCAGGGGACCUGGAGAAAACCCGUGGGGAAGACAAUUGCUGCCUGAGGCUUAUGUGAACUGAUACUUCGAUGUGCCUACAUCUGUUACAGCCUACUUCAUAUAUCCAUGCAAAUGCAUUUUUUUUAUUUAAUGUAUUGAUAUUUAAUGAACAGUGUAUGCACUUUUUAAAAGACAACAGUCAUGUAUUUGUUUUAUCACGUUGUAUCCAUCCAUAUUUGAGUAACUGAUGAAACAUACCAAUGCUUUAUUAUUUAAUGUCUUUUUGGCAACUUUUGAUUUGACACUGACUGCGAUGCACCACGGAGUGCAUUGUGACAAAAACAUGACAUAAUAGCUGAUGUCAUGGUAAUGGAUUUGAUAGUCUGCCUUUCCUAGAGACCCCAAAUAAUCUGUGUUAACCUUAUCAGUGUGCUAAACUUGCAUUGUGACAAUAUGUUUAUAGCUGUGGCAACAUUCUUUAGGCAAGCAUAUUUAUUAUAUUUUUUUGGAAACAAGCCACUUUUGAUGCAUUUUGGGUUGCAUUACACUCAACCAUGGUGCUGUGUUCAGAAGUUGCCUGCAGUUAUUUUUAGACUCCCUAUUUUUUUGGCUUUGUGUGUUAUGACUUAAUAUGAGUAUCUCAGAGGGAGGCUUCACUGAAACUAAAAAUUAUUCAUUUUGUCCCUGUGGGAUUUUUAUGAGUUGUGCAUUUUAUGUUUUUCUGUAUUAAAAAUAUAUAUUUAAAUACCCAUUGUGUACCUUCUGCAAAAGUUUAGUGCUAAACGCAGUAGGUUGUGUUCACGUGAUAUCACAACAUUGAGCUGGAGGACGGGUCAGAAUUCAUAUUUCAUAUUUGUUGACCUGGUUAUGGUUAAUAUCUGUACUUACUGGGCCUGUCCAUAUGAAACAAAAACUGGUACAAAGUUCAACAUUUUCUCUGUCAGUAUAAAUAAACACAAUAGCCUGUCAAAAUAGCCUAAGAAAGUGGUGCCAUGAUUCAACUCCAAAGACGUGAUUGUUGUCAGUUGAAAGGACUGUAAGCCAUGUUGCAAGUUUGUGGAGCCAAUCGCUAACAAAUAAUGACAAGGUGCAACAUUUGUGGAUCAUAAGUUUGGAUUUUUUCCAAAACUAUGAAUCUCCCAUUGAGUUAGCUAGGCCCCUGCCCUCCAUCUGAAAAUAAUGUCAUCAUAAAAUUCUAGGACGUGAACGCAAUCUGUUUGCGAUUCAAAAAUAACUAAUAAAAGUUCUAUGUUAAACCUACUGUAAUGCAAGAUGCCCCAGCUUAGUCUAGUUUUGGUUAUUUUGCGUAAUUCCUGCUGGAUUUUCAGGAGGCAUGACAAAAGAACGACUAAAAACAGCCUGAACCACCAAGACAAGUCAUGGUUUUGGAAAGGCAGAGCUCCAAAGCCAAAGUUUGAAGCGACAAACUCUAUACACACUCCUUCCUGGAUAUUCGCUCAGUCGGACUUAACCCUUUGGGGAGAUGGAGGGAGGGAGGCUGGGAGAACUUCUACAUCUGUUUCUCAUGAACUGCGUGGAGCUGUGCUAGCGUUUACAGGGCUGUGUCAUAUUUUUGCAGGCUUUUCAUAAUGUUAACAGUGAGCUAUUUUUUGCCAAGUUCUGGGAUUUUGGGGAGGGGAGCAAAAUGUCUAUAGCGUGCACAAACACUCGUAAGCCGUAGCCGAAGCUCCGGAGUGACAAUGGCGAAAGGUUGUGAAGGGUCAACGGAAGGAAAUCAGGCCAGAAUUAGAUCUGCGAAGGGAGAACGCAUACUGUACAGUCUUAUUGGAAAUAUCAUGUUUGUUCGAUGUGUCUGCCACCUUUGAGUUGUCAGUGGUUGGAUUGUAAAUAGCUUACCAUGUACAUUGAAGUCUCAUGUUAAAAAGAAUUCCUGUAUUAUAUGAAGUGGGAUUUUCUGAUGUAUAUUAAAGUGCUUAAUAAACAUAUUUGCUUUACUGCU
Molecule: messenger RNA, 7054 nt
Organism: Periophthalmus magnuspinnatus
Lineage: Eukaryota; Metazoa; Chordata; Actinopteri; Gobiiformes; Gobiidae
Gene: ankrd50
Product: ankyrin repeat domain 50
Exons: 5
Coding region: 747-5012 (1421 amino acids)
Molecular function (GO): protein binding
Source: RefSeq, a predicted model, not a curated record